Alternaria rosae is the source of this 987-nucleotide messenger RNA. RefSeq lists its product as uncharacterized. Bases 1 to 987 code for a protein of 328 amino acids. NCBI's taxonomy places the organism in Eukaryota, Fungi, Ascomycota, Dothideomycetes, Pleosporales, Pleosporaceae. The record is from RefSeq and is a predicted model, not a curated record. The transcript has a single exon.
AUGGUACAGCUCCUGGACUUACCCCGCGAAUUGCGCGAUGCUAUAUACACAGAACUGCUUCUGUCAUGCCGACCGCGUCCACUGCUAGAGGACACCAGAUCAGACACCGGAUGGUGCCGCAUACAGGAGCCUGAAUCGCCUUUCUCACUUGGCUGUCUAAUUGCAUCACAGAGGAGACCGCCUACAUGUGCUAGCUUCCUGGCAUGCAACCGCCAAGUGAAUGAGGAAAUGAUGCAAAUCAUCCGGAGAACGAAGCGGAAAGGGCAGCUCGCUGCACACAUGGAUUGUUUUGAAGUUUCCGGCACAUACCAUUUUACGUGGCUUUCUGCGCCGCUCGUUACAACAAAAAGGAACGAUUUUCGGAAGGAGCAAGAGGACGGAAAUGCGUCACUUAGUAACAUCUUAUCGAGCUGGGCAUCAUUCUUUCUUGCUCCCAUCACAAGUCACCUUACAGGUCUGACUAGCAGAGUACCCGUAUCCAAGGCAUACGCGACGACUAUCGAGCGGCUGUGGAUGGACAUCAGAAUCCUGGAGCCGAAUGUAACAGCUGAGCUUGCUCCUUACAACCGGACAGCUUGGGAAGUGUGUGCAGCGCUCAGGCACAUAUUUGAGCACGGUCCGGACCCCAUCAUUAAGAGUCGGAAAAUCGCCUCUAUUGACGAGGUCGUCCUCAACGUGCUACCUCAAGGGACUCCACAUGGUACCCCUCUCAAGUACAGAUCAAGAUCACUGUCGACGACGUUGAUACACGAAUUCUCCAAGAAUUGGACAGAUGUAAUACGUGAUCAGCUGGUCAAUAUCUGGGCCAAACUCUGGGCUGCAAAUGACUUCAAUACGGUGGAUUACCAGGCACGAUACUAUCGCAUGCUGCUAGAGAAGAUCAACAAAGUGCGCAUCUGCGUUGAUGGAAAGACAUUCAAGACAAGAGAGUUGGCCAUCGAGUUGGAGAGAGGGAGAGCGGAAAUGAGGCGGAUUGCGCGGAGGUAG